This is a messenger RNA of Aspergillus pseudotamarii, 1655 nucleotides long. Its product is annotated as putative general stress response protein Whi2. The record is from RefSeq and is a predicted model, not a curated record. Gene Ontology annotation, molecular function: RNA binding. The transcript has 5 exons. Gene Ontology annotation, cellular component: nucleus. NCBI's taxonomy places the organism in Eukaryota, Fungi, Ascomycota, Eurotiomycetes, Eurotiales, Aspergillaceae. The coding region runs from base 284 to 1276 and encodes 330 amino acids.
ACAUCCUCCGCCAUUUUUGUCUCUUGGGUACAAUCCUGGAGCUGAUUCUAAUCGUGCCAAGGUUACAGUUCCCGAAUCUGGACCGGCUUUCGUCUUGCCGUUCACACCUCCGUCCGAAGAAGAGCAACUGGAACCAGACUCCUCAUCAUCCGUGAUUGCGGAGACCAAGGAAACCUUUUCCAGGGAUCCCAAAGAUUAUUCUCCAGGAAAGUCAGCGGAAGAGGGAGAGCCUCCUCCCCCGUAUACCGAAGGAUCUAGUCCCAUAACCUCAUUCACUUACGUUAUGGCUACGGCAGGAGGCGCGUCGAGUAUCAUCACUCAAGUGCAACAGGCGGGUGGACCACCGAUAAACACUUUAGGAGACAUCGGCGGCGAUGAACAUAUCACUCUCGACCUCAGGUUUACACUCUCUCGGGACGAACUGUUGACACUACCGGAGUUUGUCCUUUUAUCGCUGUUUCCGAAUGGUUUGCUUCCAGACGGACACAUGGGCACCUUUCACGAAGGUGACAUUUACCCUGUUGAUUAUGACCCGGUGUCUCUUCAGUACAUGCUAGACUUCUUCCGCUCCGUCGCUCAAUCCAUCCCAUCGUCGCCAGCAGCCUCGACAUCACAAGACCUAGACGUAUCCCCCGACUCCUUGCAAGGAUCGACUAGGGACAUGCUCCAGGACCGGGCAGGUAUCAUCGUGCUACGGGAAGACCUUGAUUUUUAUGCAAUUCCUCCACGGCCGGAUAUCGAUCACGCGGAAAUGAUUGAGGUCAAACGUGCAGCUGCAAGAGCACUACUGAAACAAGAUGGGAUAUUCUCAGGAUUGAGGAAGAGCGAUGAGGCCGGCUCAACAGAGCAGCACUUGAUCGAGAUGCUGACUGCAGGCGGUUUUGAUCGUGAUGAUCGGUGGGGCCACCGUGCCCCAGAGCCCAAUAAGGCAGUUAUCUGUAGCCUCGCAUUGGCCAAACUCCGUACUGAUAUCAAGGGUGAUGUCCCUAAUAACAACGCAGUCGGCAUGGCCCAGAAACUCCUCCUAUUUUGGAGAAAACCUGCUAGAAGAUGCUGGUGGGAGGGUGUUGAGUUGGAGAAUAUCGAAGGCGUUGAAGGCAAGGUGAAAAUCUGGAUUCGGAGAGUAUGGACUUUAGAAAUGGUAAGGCUUGCAAACCCUACGACUGAUCUGACGGCUCAUCCUAACAUGAUUGUAGAGUGUAAUUGGGCUUCGAUGACCGAUUCAUACCUAUCCUUUAAGCUUCGCAUCCUUCUCGUGCACCGUCUUGCAUGCUAGAAGCAUACCGUUGGCAGCAAUUACUUCUUUUGUUUUUUCCACAACUCUUUUUUUCUUUUCAAGCCCAUCUUUGGAGGAGUUCAUGAUAUCCCUAUCUACUUCCGCGUCUGCCGUUGCAGACAAGGUAAAUGGCGUAUUCAAUUAAAGAUUGAGGGUACUAGUGUCAUUCUGUUUAUUGUUUCCACCAGCUGGCCGGACUCCCAUGCAUUGAUAUAACCCCUCUUUUCUUUUUCUUUUUUUCUUUGUGCUUGCUGUCCAUAGUUAACAUUUUAUCCUCAACAUCUUCUUUUGUUUCUUGUUUAACUAGUGAUAACGUCCUUCGUUGUUUGAGGAAGGCCUAAACAUCUACAAUACAAUCCUAGGACCUAAUCCGCCUCUC